This is a messenger RNA of Hibiscus syriacus, 540 nucleotides long. RefSeq lists its product as uncharacterized. The transcript has a single exon. NCBI's taxonomy places the organism in Eukaryota, Viridiplantae, Streptophyta, Magnoliopsida, Malvales, Malvaceae. Bases 1 to 540 code for a protein of 179 amino acids. Gene Ontology annotation, molecular function: nucleic acid binding; RNA-DNA hybrid ribonuclease activity. The record is from RefSeq and is a predicted model, not a curated record.
AUGUUAUACAAAGAGAUUGAUGCGAAAGAACAAAUGGAAAGAAUAAAUGUUGUCCUACUAGUAGGGGAUCCAUCGCUUGCAGACAAUUUGCCUAUAAAAUCCUACAAUAAGGAGAAGGUUCUUAACUGGUCUCCGCCUCCUUCGAAUUUCUUUAAAUUCAAUGUUGAUGGAGCGGUAAGAGGUGAUGGGCUGCAGGGAGGUAUUGGAGGAGUCUUGAAAGAUUCGGAAUGUUCUACUUUAUAUACCUUUUCUUUUGCGGUGGGACCUGGUCCUCCUAUGUUAGCUGAGCUAAAAGCUAUUAAACAAGGGAUUGAUCUAUUCAUUUCUUCCGAAUGGGCUCUGAAGGGAAGACUAAUCCUUGAGACAGAUUGUAAAACAGCAGUUGACUGGAUUUUGAUGCCAUUUUCUGCCCCUACUUUUUUCAAUACUUUAGUUGGGGAAAUUGAGGCCUUAGUUUCUGCUAGGGGUAUUAUUGUUAGAUGGAUUCCUAGGACAUGCAAUUGGGAGGCUGAUAAGCUAGCUAAAGAAGGUAUUGGUUGA